Messenger RNA from Penicillium brasilianum, 1981 nucleotides. The record is from the annotation of a GenBank genome assembly. Lineage: Eukaryota; Fungi; Ascomycota; Eurotiomycetes; Eurotiales; Aspergillaceae.
GGAGACUCAACUUUGCCCGAAUCCAGCUGUUGCGCCCGGCAUCCUAUCACAUACUUACACUAACCAAGAUGUGGAAAUUGCCACUGCCAACUUACUUGGUAUCGGAGCUCCCAUUCCUCCAAAGUGGACGCUGUCUAAGCUGCCAAUUCCGAAGCACCGCAGCAAUCUCCCAUCUCCGCGCGAGAUCCUCCGCAAUACGCCACUAUGCCUCUACAUCAAGCACAAAAGAAGCAAAGCCCAGCAACAGUAGUUCGGAGGCGACUAUAUCACCCCCGCCGCGCAGGGAACCCCAGCCUGUGCGGCGCGGCACGCAAUUCCAACAAAACCCAGACAUGAAACCCCAGCCGGGCGAUACGGAUUUCAAGCCGCCAAUGCUGGACCGUCCAAUCGGGGCAACUACACCGCCGAUGGCUGGCCAAAAUACAGGAGUAGACACCCGGUCUUUGAAGCAGAGGCGAGACGAGUUUGUGGACUAUGAUCGGCAUAUUGAGCGGCGGAAAGAACUUACACGUCAAGUCGCCAAACCCUAUUUCCGAGAAUGGUCAAACCUACGUUUCUUGGAAGGCAAAACCUUCGUGUCGAACCCCCGGCUUUUCAAAGGCGACAAGGCCCUAUACUUCCCCAACAUGUCCGGCGUAACACUCGCCGAGCCAAAAGAUAAGCAGCAUACCACGUCCAUCCUGCAGGGCAAGAUCAGCGUCGUGAAAUUGUUCUCCAGCGUCUGGGCGGAAACCCAAGUAGGAACAUUCACGGGGCCAGCGCAAAACCCCAAGCUGGCAGAGAUCCUGACCAAGAACCCGCAAUUUGCGCAGAUAGUGGAUAUCAAUUUGGAAGAGAACCGUAUGAAGGCAGCGCUUGUGAAGAUGUUCAUGUGGAGCAUGCGCCGUAAGUUGCCCGCUCAGCAGCACUCGCGGUAUUUCCUGGUGCAGAAGGGCUUUACCGAGACCCUCAAGGAGGCUGUCGGCAUGAUGAAUUCCAAGGUCGGGUAUGUGUAUCUUGUGGAUUCGGAGUGUCGUAUCCGUUGGGCUGGCAGUGGUAAUGCCGAGCCAGCGGAGAUGGAAACCCUUAAUGCGGGCUUGCAGAAGCUCAUUACGGAGAGAAAGGCCAUCUACGAAGCUGAAAUGGCUAAUCGCAAGUAAAAGGAAAAGAUGGAAAGCCAAGCGCGAGAUUGAAUCAGGGCUACCUCCUCAAAGAAUCACUGUAUCAUACGGAGUCUCCACUCAACAACUGGAUUUGUACAUAAUAUAGAGAAUGUGUAUAAUAGAAAGAACAUAAGACGCCAUUACGAGCUCACUCCCGUUGCAAUAGGGAGUCCUCAAGUAAAAAUGCCCAGCCCCCGAAACGCCUCGAUGAAAACCAACAAGAAAUACUUAGUCGCUGUACGAGCUGCAUGACGCGCAAGAGGUGAACCGAGAGACGGAGCGCAAUGACACUAAAGCAAAUUAUGAGACGAGCCCAGCCCGCCUACCGGAAGUAUACCAGCAUCAAAAAGCAGAAUCCAAUGAAACAGCCCAGGAUGAUAGCAUCUCGCCGCUUCUUGGUCCCAAUCUUUCCGAUCAAGUAGUUCAUACCGGGUACCUGGCUGGCAGCACCGACGAUGCGCCGGUUGAUGCUGGCAAGAGUUUCACGUUGAAUUCCAAAGUUCUCGUUGAUGGCAUAUGCCUGGCUGAGUACGCCGUCAAUCAUGUUGUGGCUGUUCUCUACUCGCCCUCGCUCCUCAAGCAUAUAGUCGGCCUCGGCCGCGCCGGGGAUAGAUGCGUGGUAAGCGUCGAUAUCGGAGCGGACAUUGGAAAGUAGAUUGGCGCGGUCGCGCGACUCGGCGAUAGCGGAGGUCAAUCGUUGGAGCUCCCGGCGGUGGUCGGCCAGGACUUCGCGGUGGCGGGCGAGGUUAUUCUGUUUGAGGGCGGAGGAGGUGAGGGUAGCCUCGGAAUCGAGGAGGCGAGAGAGUUGGGAGAUGAGCGAUUCACGCUGUAUGAGACAG